CGUAGGCCCGUGGCCUCACCGGUGCGGCAACAGUGUACGGCCCCCGUAAAGAUGUCGCUGCUGCGGUCCCUGCGCCUCUGUCUGGUCGCGCGGGCCGGGAGCUGCCCAGUGAGGGCUCUUGGCCCCGGCCCCGUUCUGCCUUCCUUGCAGGCGGGACCCCUUCUGCUUCAGUCGCCCCAACCGUGGCAUACAUUUCACGCUGGGCCCUGGCUGUCCUCCUCGGCUUCCAGCAAGGAGCUCCUCAUGAAGCUGCGGCGGAGAACGGGCUACUCCUUUGUAAACUGCAAGAAGGCUCUGGAGAUUUGUGGCGGGGAUCUCAAACAGGCAGAGAGCUGGCUCCACAAACAGGCCCAGAAGGAGGGCUGGAGUAAAGCUGCCAGGCUCCAUGGAAGGAAGACCAAAGAAGGUCUGAUUGGGCUGCUGCAGGAAGGAAACACGACUGUGUUAGUAGAGGUGAACUGUGAGACAGAUUUUGUUUCCAGAAACUUAAAAUUUCAACAGUUGGUCCAGCAAGUAGCCCUGGGAACCCUGUUGCAUUGUCAGAGCCUAACGGAUCAACUGUCCACAUAUAGUAAAGGCUUCUUGAAUUCCUCUGAGCUCUCUGAACUUCCAGCUGGGCGUGAGAGAGAAGGCUCUCUCAAGGAUCAGCUGGCCUUAGCAAUUGGGAAACUGGGAGAAAACAUGACUCUUAAACGAGCUGCAUGGGUGAAGGUGCCAGCUGGGUUCUAUGUUGGCUCUUAUGUCCAUGGGGCAAUGCACAGCCCCUCGCUCCACAACCUGGUGCUGGGGAAGUAUGGGGCCCUGGUCAUCUGCGAGACGCCUGAGCGGAAAGCAAACCUUGAAGACCUUGGCCGCCGCCUUGGGCAGCAUGUGGUGGGCAUGGCUCCUCUCUCUGUUGGCUCCCUGGACGAUGAGCCUGGGGGAGAGGCAGAAACUAAGAUGCUGUCCCAGCCGUACUUGCUGGAUCCCUCCAUCACACUGGGACAGUAUGUGCAGCCCCAAGGGGUGUCUGUAGUAGACUUCGUGCGGUUUGAAUGUGGAGAAGGCGAAGAGGCAGCAGAGGCUGAAUAGGUUCCAGAGACUUUUGGCCCAGGAGAAAAUGUUUAUUCUUAACUCUGGACAUUAUUACAAAAAGGAGUUAUUUCCUAAGCCUCUUCAAACCCAGCAUUUGUUUUUCAUUUGAGUUUAUAAUGAAAUUAUAUACUUCAUGGGUUAAGCUAUUAAAUAAAAUUGUUACAUAAUAAAGAGAAUAGAAUCUUUUC
Messenger RNA from Balaenoptera acutorostrata (minke whale), 1262 nucleotides. RefSeq names its product Ts translation elongation factor, mitochondrial (gene TSFM). Lineage: Eukaryota; Metazoa; Chordata; Mammalia; Artiodactyla; Balaenopteridae. Gene Ontology annotation, biological process: mitochondrial translational elongation. Gene Ontology annotation, molecular function: protein binding; translation elongation factor activity. The coding region runs from base 52 to 1071 and encodes 339 amino acids. The record is from RefSeq and is a predicted model, not a curated record. Gene Ontology annotation, cellular component: mitochondrial matrix. The transcript has 6 exons.